Molecule: messenger RNA, 481 nt
Organism: Staurois parvus
Lineage: Eukaryota; Metazoa; Chordata; Amphibia; Anura; Ranidae
Source: the annotation of a GenBank genome assembly
GCGGGCACCGAGUCGUCUGGCAAGACUGCGGGCACCGAGUCGUCUGGCGGAAACAGCGGGCAUCGAGUCAAAUGGCGGAACAGCGGGCACCGAGGCAAGACUCAAAUCGUCUGGCAAGACUGCGGGCACCGAGUCGUCUGGCAAGACUGCGGGCACCGAGUCGUCUGGCGGAACAGCGGGCAUCGAGUCAACUGGCGGAACAGCGGGCACCGAGUCGUCUGGCAAGACUGCGGGCACCGAGUCGUCUGGCAAGACUGCGGGCACCGAGUCGUCUGGCAUUGGAUCGUCUGGCUCGACAGCGGGCAUCGGGUCACCAGGCAUCAGGUCAUUUGGCUCGCCAGCGGGCACCGCGUCAUCUGGCAAGGCAGUAGGCACCGAGUCACCAGGUACGACAGCGGGCUCUGAGUCAAUUGGCACGACAGCGGGCACCGGAUCAGGUACCGGAUCAUCUGGAUCAACAGCGGGCAUCGAGUCAACUGGC